Cyanidioschyzon merolae strain 10D is the source of this 933-nucleotide messenger RNA. RefSeq names its product similar to vacuolar sorting protein VPS20. The transcript has a single exon. Gene Ontology annotation, biological process: vesicle budding from membrane; late endosome to vacuole transport via multivesicular body sorting pathway. Gene Ontology annotation, cellular component: ESCRT III complex; multivesicular body. Bases 1 to 933 code for a protein of 310 amino acids. Lineage: Eukaryota; Rhodophyta; Bangiophyceae; Cyanidiales; Cyanidiaceae. The record is from RefSeq and is a predicted model, not a curated record.
AUGGGAAACUGCAUUGUCAGCGACAGAGCGGUUGCUGAUGCUGUCAUACCCAGGAAACGAGCCAGACGUAAAGACGUCCGGCGCCCAGAGAACCAGGUAGAGAUCACUGAGCGAGACGAGGUGAUUCUGGCUAUCAAGGCUACCCGUGAUCGCGUCACGAAACUGCGUAACCGCUACGAAGAGGCCGCAGCUCGGGAGCUUGACGUUGCACGAACGCUGAUCGCUACAGGCCGCCGUGAACGAGCACUGUUGGUGCUACGUCGAAUGAAAGUACAAGAGCGAGCAGUUCUAAACGCGGAAACGUGCCUCAGUCGUCUCGAAGAGAUGCUGCUUCUUAUCGAAACGGCAGAGUUGGAGCAACAGACACUAUUGCAGAUCCAGAAAAGCACGGCGCUUGUGAAGAGGCUUAACGAGCAUAUCGAUUUGCAUAGUGUAGAGGACUUGCUGCUGGAGACACAAGAAGCAGCCGAGCACGCGAGGAGCAUCGAACAGGCGUUGCAGGGUGAGGUCACCCCAGACGUCGAAGCCAACGCCCAGCGCGCCCUGUUGGAGCUCUAUCAAGAGCAGGAGUUAGCAGCGUUCACAAUGAAUCGUGUAUUGCAGCAACCGCUCGUGACGAAUCGACUUGCAGCACAAGAUGAGCGCGAGUUAACGCCCGAUACGCGACUAUCAGGCCCUGCACAGGAAAUGAGGCAUCCAUCGCGUGAAAGAAACGCCUCACCCGAGCAGUCCGCACCCACCUCGAGAAGUUUGGCGCGAGAUUCGGCGCUGCAUCUUGAACGAGUAGCCAAUAUUGAGGCCAAGGAAACCGCUUGUGUCACGGGGAAGAUGCGCACUCCCGCGGGACCGUCCAACUCGCUGACGAAUGCAGAUGCACGAGCCGAGCUAGCGACGCCAGCCCGUGACGAAGAACACAUUGCGGAAGCAGCCUAG